AUGUCUCAGUUCAAUGGAACCAUACAUAGAGGAGAAAGCUCUCACUAUGAGAGAAGGCGUAAUCGGGAAGAGGAUACGAUCAUAAAGGUCCCGGCGUUUGAUACCUCGGACCUCAUCGAGAAAUUCAAACUAACCUUAGUUGGAAGGAUGUUCCAUAAAGAUGGUAGAAGUGUAGAUGCGCUUCUCAAACACAUGCCAAAACGACGCAUCUGGGACGUCGAAGGAAGAGUUAAAGGAACAAACCUCGGGAAUAAUAAAUUCCAGUUUGACUUUGACAAAGAGGAAGAUCUCCAAAAGGUGCUGCUUAAGAGACCAUGCCACUUUAAUAAAUGGAGCUUCUCACUUGAGAGAUGGAUCCCAACCAUCAAGGAGGACUUCCCCAAUAAGCUGACCUUUUGGGUUGUAGUAGAAGGGAUCCCUAGCCACUAUUAA
Molecule: messenger RNA, 432 nt
Organism: Raphanus sativus (radish)
Lineage: Eukaryota; Viridiplantae; Streptophyta; Magnoliopsida; Brassicales; Brassicaceae
Exons: 1
Coding region: 1-432 (143 amino acids)
Source: RefSeq, a predicted model, not a curated record